This is a messenger RNA of Nelumbo nucifera (sacred lotus), 1978 nucleotides long. RefSeq names its product Remorin family protein. Lineage: Eukaryota; Viridiplantae; Streptophyta; Magnoliopsida; Proteales; Nelumbonaceae. The record is from RefSeq and is a predicted model, not a curated record.
UAAGCCCCUGUGAUUUCUUCAGAGAAUCAAACAAACGGGAACCUUCGUCCAAGAAUUCAAAAUAUUAAUUUUAUUCAUCAUUUCUAUCUCAUCGACAUCCAUGCCUGAGCGUUCUUUUCCUCCCCAGUCCCCACUUCCUCCCUGAAUAAUUCUUCUUUUCUUAUUGCAUUCUGGGAGCUGGUUCUCAAAAGGGGCUUCUCUCGACCGAGUUAGUAAUACCUACAGUCAAUGAUUUUUCUUUGUUCCGAAGAUACACUCUUUAACUGCCACAUUUCCAAACUUUUAUAUCAAAGAAUAUGAUUCAAAUGGUGAAACCAACUGAAGAAACAAAAGAUUCUUCAAGCCCAAAUUUGGUAAACCCUUCAAAGCUCCCAACCAUGGAUAUCAGGAGCCCCAAAUACUUGCAACCUUCAUCUUUGUUUCCUUGUAAUAAGGAACCACCAUUGGAGGGGAAUUCGAGGUCAUAUUACAAGAACAAAAGAAACCCAUUUGCAGAUACCUUCCCUGACCCACUUUGCAAGCUUAAUCUCAAGGAGACAUCUGAGUUUGUCAAGGCCUUUCCAAUGGCUAACAAUGAUACUGAAGGCAGAGGCUUUUCGGCUCAGAGUAGGAGAGAAGGAAUAAGUUCAGUUGCACAGAGGAGACCAGAUGCCCCUCCAACUCCUGGUAGGCCAGUUUUCAGCUUCGCCGUUGGAAAUCUCUCCAGAAAGAGCUUCCCUUCCAAGUGGGAUGAUGCAGAGAAAUGGCUAAUCAGUAGUUCCUGCCAUGAUUCCCCUGCCCAUGCGAUGAAACCUUCCGAAAACUCAAAUAUAUCAAAACAAAAUGAGAUUUUUCAUCAAAAUGAGGUCUUCGCAGAAAAAUGCAGAGUCACCGAGGAGAAAGUCUCAAGAAUGGCAUCAAGCUUUCAUGGUUCCGUGUCUUUGGACCACCCUAACCUAACUCUCAGUGAGGUCUCAACGGAACUACUUUUAAAAGAUAAGUUUACAGACAGUGUGGGUGUGGAUCCAAGUUUUCCGAAUUUUAGGUGCUGUGAACCAACCAAAGAAGGCUUUUUAUUCAGUAAUACAGUUUGUGAAACGAUGAAAAAUGCGGCUACGGAAGUGGUUCCCGAGGUUCAACACAGAGACAUUGGGACUGAGAUGACUCCUCGUGGAAGUUCCACGACCUCAAGAUGCCACACACCCUUCAAGAGUUCCUCUCCUGUGAGGCACAACACUCCAGCUGACAGGUCAGGCCCCUUGGCGUUGGGAGAUUCAAGAUCCACCACCACUACCAUUGAUAUUUCUGAGCUUCAGGAGUACCAUUUUGCAAAACUUGAACUUGGAACGCAGUAUGAUUCGGUUGUAUCAAAUUGGAGCUCAAGGGAAGAGGAGGAAGAGGAGAUAUCAAAGAGUUUGAGACAUUUUGAAACGGGCACCGGGUUUAGAAAGAGUGCUGCAGAGUCCAGAGCUUCCGCAUGGGAAGAAGAGGAGAGGGCCAAGUGCUGUAUCAGAUAUCAGAGGGAAGAAGCAAAAAUUCAAGCCUGGGUGAAUCUUCAGAGUGCAAAAGUCGAGGCUCAAUCAAGAAAACUAGAGGUGAAAAUACAGAAGAUGAGGUCAAAUCUAGAAGAGAAGCUAAUGAAGAGGAUGGCAGUUGUGCAUAGAAAAGCUGAGGAAUGGAGAGCAGCAGCCCAACUGCAACACUCACAGCAAAACCAGAGAGUUACUGAACAAGCACAGAAAAUGAAGAACCAGGAAAACAGUUCAUAUUUCUCAGAUCGUACCUCCUGUGGUUGUUUUCCUUGCAAUAAUCACCAGCUCUAAACGAGAGAGAGAGAGAGUCAAUUUCUGCAAUCUUUUGCACAAGUCAUGUAACAAACAGGUAAGAAAGAAAGUGAAGCACUUAAUGAGAAGAAAAUAAAACAAAGAAAGAAAAGGACUGACCAUUCAGAAGUUGUAUUUAGAAAUCCAAGAAGAAAGUGAACAACCUAACAGUGCAA